Messenger RNA from Amyelois transitella, 1776 nucleotides. It is a transcript of the gene VGlut, whose product is annotated as vesicular glutamate transporter 1. Gene Ontology annotation, molecular function: L-glutamate transmembrane transporter activity; neurotransmitter transmembrane transporter activity. The record is from RefSeq and is a predicted model, not a curated record. Gene Ontology annotation, cellular component: excitatory synapse; synaptic vesicle membrane. The transcript has 11 exons. Gene Ontology annotation, biological process: transmembrane transport; monoatomic anion transport; synaptic transmission, glutamatergic. Bases 1 to 1776 code for a protein of 591 amino acids. NCBI's taxonomy places the organism in Eukaryota, Metazoa, Arthropoda, Insecta, Lepidoptera, Pyralidae.
AUGGAGGGGCUACAAGCCGCGAAGCAGAAGGCUUCAGAUCUCUUCGUUAAGAAACCCUUAUUGUUCAAAAACGCCCAAUAUGAAAAUUUUCAUGUGGAACAAAAGGGAUACGAUCAGAUGUAUGAUGGAGAAGAUCUGGAGACUCCACCGUCCCCUAACCGACCACCACCACGUCCCAUAGACAAGUACGUGAGGGCAGAAUGCCCGUGCCUGUCAGCGCGUUACACCGUGGCGCUGCUGGCCUGCUUCGGCUUCAGCAUCAUGUUCGGCAUGCGCUGCAAUAUGAGCAUGGCUAAACUCAAGAUGACUGAAAAGCAUAACACUUCAAGCGGGGUUAAGGAAGACACGCCUUUUGAAUGGAACGUGGAAGUGGAAUCUUCUAUAGAUUCAUCGUAUUUCUUCGGGUAUCUCAUCACCCAAGUCCCUGGCGGUUUCCUGGCGUCUAUGUACCCUGCCAAUAGAAUCUUUGGAGUGGCUAUUGUCAUAUCUUCAGUGCUCAAUAUGGCCAUUCCUGGUGCUAUGUCAAUUGGACCAGCUGCAGUUGUGAUGCUGAAAAUUGCUCAAGGAUUUGUUGAGGGUGUGACCUAUCCCUCCUGCCACGGUAUCUGGAGGAUGUGGGCGCCUCCUCUGGAGAGGUCCAGGUUAGCAACCCUGGCCUUUUGCGGGACUUACGCGGGCAUCGUCAUCGGCAUGCCUUUGUCUGGCCUACUGACUGACUACAUCGCGUGGCAGGCGCCUUUCUACUUUUAUGGCGUUUCGGGAAUGAUUUGGUACACCCUUUGGUUAUGGCUGGUGUUUGAGCGGCCAAGCAAGCACCCUCAUAUCUCCGGCAAGGAGCUGACAUACAUAGAACAGUCACUGGGCACCGCUACGCAGGCAGCAAUGCCAGGUUUCUGGGCUACGCCGUGGAAAGCUUUCGCGACGUCACCUCCUGUAUACGCAAUCAUAGUUGCCAAUUUCUGCCGAACAUGGAAUUUCUGUCUUCUCGUAAUUUUCCAAUCUGCAUAUUUCAAUACGAGAUUUAAUAUGCAGAUAACAGAAUCCGGCUUUGUUGGUGCCAUCCCGCACUUGAUCAUGACGUCACUAGUGCCAAUCGGAGGCAUGCUGGCGGAUUACCUGCGCAAGAACAACAUCAUGACUACCACCAAUGUUAGAAAACUGUUCAACUGCGGCGGAUUCGGACUCGAGGCGUUCUUCUUUGUUCUCGUCGCUUAUGCUAACAAUAAGUACUCUGCAACGAUAGAACUGACUCUUGGCGUGGCGUGCAGUGGGUUCGCGAUAUCCGGGUACAAUGUGAACCACCUUGAUAUCGCUCCGAGGUACGCCUCCAUCCUCAUGGGGCUCUCCAACGGCAUUGGCACUAUCGCUGGCUUCCUUGUACCCAUCGUCAUAGACUACAUUACACAGGACAAGGAAAACCACGAAAAGGCAAUAACAGAGUGGCGUGCAGUGUUUCUGAUGGGGGCCACUGUACACUUCAUCGGUAUCACCAUAUACGGGAUAUUUGCGUCAGGCGAGCUGCAGCCGUGGGCCGAACCAACGCCCGCUUACGAGACACCCGUCAAGUCUUUGGAUAAUGAAACUACCUUUACGGAGACAUCAGCAGUGAAGGGCAGUGGGCCUCCCGCGUACGGGGCAAUCGCGCCUCCCAGACCUCCAGUGCCUCAGCAACACGUCCCCAACAAUCCAUUCGUAUCAGGAGCCUACUACCAAACUGAAGCCGUUCAGCCACCAACCCAAGCGCUCCAAGACCUCACCGACGAUGGCACAUAUUAA